GUGGAAAUAGGGGAAGGGGUCAGAUUUAUCCUGAUGGUAGCAAAAGUAACAAUACAGUUUAUAAUGCUACGGCAGGAGGGAUAAUAAGCAAAAUUUUACGAAAAGAAAAAGGGGGAUACGUAAUAACCAUAGUGGAUGCAUCGAAUGAACGCCAAGUAAUUGAUAUUAUCCCUCGAGGCCUAGAACUUCUUGUUUCAGAGGGCGAAUCCAUUAAACUCGAUCAACCAUUAACGAGUAAUCCUAAUGUGGGUGGAUUUGGUCAAGGGGAUGCGGAAAUA
Messenger RNA from Eruca vesicaria subsp. sativa (arugula), 278 nucleotides. Lineage: Eukaryota; Viridiplantae; Streptophyta; Magnoliopsida; Brassicales; Brassicaceae. The record is from the annotation of a GenBank genome assembly.